This is a messenger RNA of Geodia barretti, 2280 nucleotides long. The record is from the annotation of a GenBank genome assembly. NCBI's taxonomy places the organism in Eukaryota, Metazoa, Porifera, Demospongiae, Tetractinellida, Geodiidae.
UGGUGUUCCUCCCUACCAGAUGACAGUCUCACUCCACACACACUGCUACCUGCUGUGACCUCUGUGAGACAGUUCUGGAGGCGAAAUGAUGAUGAUGAGGGGCUGCUGGAGGUGCUUGGUGUCCCCUGGUCAGUGAUGGAUCGUAUCAGGGCCAAUCCAUCGCACACAACUGAAGAGGUGAAAAGGAUUGCAGGUCUACAGUACUACCUCCAGACCCUACCUAGUGCAUCAUGGGAGAUGAUAGCUGGAACAUUAUGGUAUCUGGAGGAGCACACAGUCCUGGAGGAAGUCAGACAACAUCUACCAUCUACAUAUGAUCCCAGCCUCACUCCCUCCAAUAUGAGAGCAGCACUGGACACACUGCCAGCUAACAAGUGGGAGGAGUUUGGUGAUGGACUGGAUUUCCCACACUCCAAGUUGAACCAGAUCAAGUCUCAGUUCACUAGUGAUGAGGAGAGGAAAGUUGAGCUCAUCAGAAUAUAUCACACCCAACAUCCCCACCCAACAUGGGAGCAUGUCUCAGAUGCUCUCUACUGGUGUGGUGAUAUGUAUGAUGAUCAGCAGUUCCGCAAUGUUCUUGACAGACUCCAGUCCAUGUUCCCCACUGGUCGCAACAAGGCCAAGAAGAUCUACGAAGAGGAGAUGAAACGUGGAAUCACAGAACGACUCAUCACAAAAGUGACAAUGGUGGGUACUGCAGGCAGCGGGAAGUCAACGUCCCUAGAGACACUGACUGGCGAGGAGCCACUGGCAGAGGGAGAACGAGAGAGCACACCACUCCUGAAGAGACCUGUCCAAACCGAGGUGGUCUUUGUGGAAGGGAAGGAGGUGAGGUGGAGGAAGAAGACGGCAGACGAAAAGAAGCAAUACAUUGCCCGCAUCCUGAGAGCCCGUGCCCAGAAACUAGGCCAGCCACCCACCCAGCCACCAACUGUAGUCAGAGAGAAACACAACUCCCCCAAAGCAGCAGAGUCAGCAUCCUCUCCCCAGAAAUCCUCACCAGUAGCCACAGAAGAAACCAAAGCCUCAGCCACUGCCUCCAGUAUGGCAGCCACGGCCAGUUGUGACCAGUCGUCUGACAAGGCCCCAGAGGUGACGGUGGAAACCCUGCUGGAGUCAUCCGAGGUGGAGGAGGAGUUCAUAUCCCUCAUCAACGUCCCCAGCCACUCCCUGGAGACCGUCUUCACUGAAACAUGUGUGUACAUUGUGGACAGCGGAGGCCAGCCCGAGUUUGUGGAUGCCAUGACGGUGUUCCUAGGGCAGACGUCGGCCUGCAUUCUGGUCAUCGAUCUCUCCCAGCCACUAGACCACCGCCCAAACAUCGGCUACUACCGAAGGGGAAGAGCCGUGUCCAAGCCCUACCGGUCCACCCGGACAAAUGAAGAGAACCUGAAGCUGAGCAUGCGGACCAUGCACACGUUUGUCUCCAAAACGAAGGGAGAUCCCCUCAAGCUGCUCUUCCUUGGCACCCAUCGAGACAAGCUGCACAAGUGUCUCUCAGAAACGGUGGGAGACAAGAACAAACGAUUGAAAAAGCUGAUUCCAAAGAAGUUUGCCAGUCAGGUGAUCUGGGCCACCACCGAGAAAUUGAUCUUUGAGAUGAACGCUCUGAAACCAGACCAUCUGGACAAGAAGACGGCAGAGCAGAUCAGACGCUACGUCUUGGAGCAGUGCCGGCCCAUCAAGGUGGUGCUGCCCGUGCGGUGGCAGGCAUUUGAAGAGAAGCUGAGGAGCAUCGCGGUGAGACUGGGGAGGAUGGUGAUGAGUCGGCAGGAGUGCUUGAAGGUGGCAGAGUCACUGGGGCUGGCGGAGAACUCUUUCGAUGUUGCCUUGGACCACUUCCACAGAGUGAGCCUCAUGUUCUAUUUCCGCACCAUCCUCCCAAAAACCGUGUUCGUCGACCCACAAGUGUUGCUGGACAAGGUCUCGGAGCUGGUGGAGUUCAUGUUUGAGCUGCGAAAUUUAGAUGAUGCAUCUGAAGACCCAAACGUAGGAGAGCAAGAGAAGGAAGAUCAUUGCUAUUCUUCUUCAGUGGAACCACCUCCGAAAAGGAUAUGUCUAACAGACUCAUCUUCUGUUGGGGGCGACAUGCCAUCAGUUACAUAUGAGGAGUUGUCAGAGGCAUCAUCUAAUUCCAGUAGCGAGUCAGAGAGUGCAAUGUCGUCUUCCAGCUGGGACUCAAUGAUGUCAGCUGCAGGAGAGGAGUUGUCAGAGCCGGAAGAGGAAGACGAAUCCUCCGACAACACAAAACCAGAAGAGAAACACACACCAGAUGUUGGA